This is a messenger RNA of Chinchilla lanigera (long-tailed chinchilla), 5579 nucleotides long. It is a transcript of the gene Tmem260, whose product is annotated as transmembrane protein 260. The record is from RefSeq and is a predicted model, not a curated record. NCBI's taxonomy places the organism in Eukaryota, Metazoa, Chordata, Mammalia, Rodentia, Chinchillidae. The coding region runs from base 385 to 2631 and encodes 748 amino acids. The transcript is spliced from 16 exons.
UAUGGAUGUUUUUACUUAAAUACAUAAUAUUGACUAGUAUUUAUGGUUUGUUUUGUAAAGUACUACAACCGUACUAGCCUUGGCUCUUUUGUGCAGUUCCACCCCACACCACAGGCGGCAGCAGAAGCCCUUUCUAGUUCGCGGUUUUCAAGGCAGCUCCUAUCUCUGUCAGACCGGACCAAGUCACUGUCAACAAGGGGGCAAUCGUCAUAGAGUCCAUUGACCUAUGCCUACGAUUACUUUCUUAAGGAAUCCUCCUCCUGUGAUUAGUCACGUGAGAGCGCAUAAUAAGCAUGGAAACCCCCACCCGCGAAGUGGGCCGGCGCACGGAAGGACCGACUGUCGAGUGCACGGCAUGCUCGCACCCCCCCGCUCAGGCGCUGAAUGGUGCAGUCCACCUGCUGGGCUCCACCCGGAAGUUGUCGCGGCAGCGCACUGGCGGUGUUCGCUUCUCGGUGGGGUGAUCGGCGUUGCGCUGCGUCCUCGGCGCGCUGUGUCCCCGGGUCGGCCGGGUGCAUGGGUCCUCACGGCGAGGGCCGGGGCCGGGCUCGGGGGCGCUCCGGGGGCCUCCGCGGCGGCGUCGCCGUGUUCGCCGCCGUGGCCGCGGUGUUCACCGUCACGCUGCCCCCGUCGGUGCCCGGGGGAGACUCGGGGGAGCUGAUCACAGCCGCACAUGAGCUUGGAGUUGCCCAUCCUCCUGGCUACCCUUUGUUCACACUAGUGGCUAAGCUGGCGAUGACACUGUUGCCUUUUGGGACAGUUGCCUACCGGGUCAAUCUCCUCUGUGGCUUAUUUGGAGCAGUGGCUGCCGCAUUACUGUUUUUCACCGUUUUCAGGCUUUCUGGCUCGCGUGCCGGAGGAAUCCUUGCUGCGGGGGUGUUUUCAUUUUCGCGUCUAACAUGGCAGUGGUCCAUUGCAGCAGAGGUUUUUAGCUUAAACAAUCUGUUUGUGGGGCUGCUUAUGGCUCUUACUGUACAUUUUGAGGAGGCGGAAACUGCAAAGGAGAGAUCAAAGAUAGCUAAAAUCGGUGCUUUCUGCUGUGGCCUUAGUUUGUGUAACCAGCACACAAUAGUAAUCUAUGUUUUAUGCAUCAUACCUUGGAUUCUCUUUCAACUUUUAAAAGAGAAGGAGCUGUCCCUGGGAUCCGUGCUGAAGCUGAGUCUGGCCUUUUCAGCUGGUUUGUUACCCUACCUCUACCUCCCUGUCUCAUCCUACCUCAACCAGGCCCGCUGGACCUGGGGCGACCAGACCACAGUGCGCGGGUUUCUGACACAUUUUCUCAGGGAAGAAUAUGGAACAUUCAGCCUGGCCAAAUCUGAAAUAGGAUCCAGUAUGUCUAAAAUACUGCUUUCUCAAGUAACAAGUAUGAGGACAGAACUCUCACUCAAUAUUCAAGCCCUCGCAGUUUGGACGAAUGUAUAUUCAGCAAGAAAGGACAGACAGAAUUCAUCAUUAGUUUGGCUUUUUACUGGAAUGUUUUACAUUUACUCAUUGUUCUUUGCUUGGAGGGCAAAUUUAGAUAUUUCAAAACCACUUUUCAUGGGUGUGGUGGAACGGUUCUGGAUGCAGAGCAACGCCGUGGUGGCCGUCCUCGCUGGCCUGGGCUUGGCCACACUCACCUCUGAGACUAAGCGAGCGCUGAACAGCGGUGGGCUUCAGUGUCUGGAAUGGCUUUCAGCAAUUCUGUUUGUGGUUUACCAAAUGUAUUCUAAUUAUAGCAUUUGUGACCAGAGGACCAACAAUGUGAUCAGUACAUUUGCAAAGAACCUUCUAGACUCUAUGCCCCAUGAUGCAAUCAUCUUACUCAGAGGUGACUUGCCAGGGAACGCGCUCCGUUACAUGCACUACUGCGAGGGCUUACGGCCAGAUAUUUCAUUAGUGGAUCAAGAAAUGAUGACUUAUGAGUGGUACUUACCCAAGGUGGCAAAGCAUUUGCCAGGUGUCCAUUUUCCCGGGGACCGGUGGAAUCCUGUGGAAGGAGUAUUACCUACUGGAAUGGUCACAUUUAAUCUUUAUCGUUUUCUUGAAAUAAAUAAACAGAAAGACACAUUUGUUUGCAUAGGCAUUCAUGAAGGUGACCCAACCUGGAGAAAGAAGUAUUCACUGUGGCCCUGGGGAUCUUGUGACAAAUUAGUUCCUUCAGAGAUUGUAUUCAACCCUGAGGAGUGGGCUAAACUCACAAAAAACAUCUAUAACUGGACCGAAGAAUACGGAAGGUUUGAUCCAUCUUCUUGGGAGUCCGUGGCCAAUGAAGAGAUGUGGCAAGCAAGGAUGAAAACACCGUUCUUCAUCUUCAACCUGGCGGAAACCGUGAAUGUGCCUUUGGAUGUAAAAGCUCAGCUCUACACUCAGGCUUACAAUCUCUAUAAGGAGAUUGUCUAUUUACGGAAGGAACACCCAGUGAAUUGGCACAAAAACUACGCCAUCGCCUGUGAGCGGAUGCUGCGCUUUCAGGAGAGAGAUGCAGAUGCUGAAGUCCUGUUGUCUGAAACCAUCACACAUUUUCGUCUCUAUGCUCAAAAAGCACAGAAUGAUCCGCAGCUCGCUGAUAUUUUAGCUGCUCUCAAGGACCUAAGAAAAAAACUGCAAAGUCUGAGAAAUAUGAAAAAUGUCAGAGACAGCAAAAUGUGAAAAACCUGCUCAUCUUUCAGCUUCCAAAAUUCUGAAGUCCAAAAGUUUUUCCUUUAAGAAAAGAAACUGCAAACUAAGUUAUUGCCCAGAUAUAAGUAACCUGGGACAGCAGUACUGCCUGAUCAGGGUUGAGUGACCAAGAUGUAGUAUUCUGUUUAGCCUUUGUUACCGAAUUAGCAUUUCCAUGAGAAGCUUUAGAAAAGACCUCUUCCUACCUAGCACCACAGUCUUUCACCAAAUGAGGGUGCUUGAUUACACUGCAGAAGAGAAUGAGCUAUUUUCAUUUAUUUAAACUAUUGACCAUGAUUCUUUAAAGGACCGUGCUUUUGGGAUCCGCUUUAUAGGUUAAAUACUUAAAGUUUUCAUGCCAAAAAGAGUUUGUUUCCUGAAAGGGAAAUAGUUUCUUUUUUUUUUAAAGAAUGAAUCAUGUUUUGCUUCAAGUUUAGAAUUCUUUUUUGAAAAAAGAAACUGUCAUCGUUACAUGCAUCACACUGCAAGGUACACAGCAAGCAGGUAAUACCGUGAAAAGGUUUCAGCUGCGUUGUCUUAGAUAGUUCUCCACAUUCACUAAAAAGAAAAGCUAAUUUGAUGCACAGACUGGCAAGGAAAAAGCAUUUCAUGGUUACUUAAUUAAUUUUACCUUUAUAUUUUACUUCUAUUUGGACUCUCAAAUCUAGACCCAAUGAUUAGUAGGGUCCUGCUGCCCACAUGCAAAAACAGUGUGUGUGUAGGGGGUGGGGGAUGGGUUGUUCAAUGAAUUAAUUUCUGUUACAAGCAUCUUUUAUACCUGUUACUAAAGAGAACAUAGUAAGAAAUGCAAAUAAUAGUUCUUUAUUUAUUAUGACAGUUAAUUAAUAGCAACCUGUUUUAAUGAAUAAAGUCACUCAGAGUCCUUCAGUACUUCCUAAGUAGAGGCCCGAAUCUGUAGGGAUUCUUUCCCCCCAAUUGUGUGGCUCCUAGACUCCAGGCACUAUAUAGGCCCCUGUAUAGAAAUGCUCACUAAUGAAGAGGGAGGGCUAGAAGCUUGUCUGCAUUCAAAGAUCACUGGUGAGUCAUUCAGCAAGAAAAGGCCCCUUACCAGGAAUACUCACAGUUCCGUGGCAUUGUACUAGCAAAAGGGUCUGAUCAAAGGUCUCCUGCGGAGCUUGCAUGGUUCCCUUUCAUACUACGACCAUAAUUAAAACCACUAAUUCUCUUUUAAAAUGCUGCAGGAUGCCAUGUAGGCAUCUGUCUGGAGUGUCCUUUGUGAUGUCAUAAGCUGUUAAGGACCAGUGCCGAGGGCUUUUGAGCGAAAUGCCAGUCAUGAAGGUGCUUCAAGACAAGGGUGCCUCUAAAAGCUUGACAGGCCUUGACUGCACAAUUCGAGCUGAAUUUGCCCCUUGUCAGCUGCCAGUAAAUAAAUCUCAAAGGGGGAAAAGCUGAAGUUUCAUUACCUGAUCCAUGGGGCUUUGUUGGUUUUGGCAUCACACGGGGGAAGCUCUUGCCCCUCCAUUCUCUGCAUUUGAAGAUGUCCAUUGGAGCCUGCAGUGCCUGGACAGGGUUCAGAGCGGAACCUUUUGAAGAGUGUCAAUAGUUGUAACAGUUCAGCUGUUAGGAAGACAAAUAAAUGGAGGAGCUCAUUAAUCCGCUUUUGGCUCUCGGUGCCUUUUGCCCUUUUAUCACAGCCUUAUUAGGCUCCUACUCAUCUUGAACCAGAAAAAAAUGAAUUGAAGUUGUUGAGUACUAAUUGGCAAAGACUUUUAAUCAUGGGCCAAGAACUUUCACUGACUUGAAAGUAACUUCUCCACAGGGAAGAACCCCAAACCUGGGUUACCUUAAAACAAAAACCUGUUGGAGUUCAGUGUGGUGUAAAAAUUUAAGGAAGCGUUGAUAAAUUGUCUAAGUUUAUCCAUUUGAAAGAAAUUAUGGCAGAGUAUGAUUUCCACUUUUCUGGGGGGAAAAGGGUAAUAAAAUGCAAAUGGUCCUUGGUUGUAUGUUUUCUCUGUUGGCUCAGAAAAGAGACCGUAUGUGUGUGCGAGUUGACCUUGCUUGUUCUGAACAUCUACACGUGUGUGAAUAUUCAUCUGAGUACACGUAUGUGGUGUCUGAGGCACCUUAUUAAAAGUAGUAUUUCCUAGUCAUAGCCUCAAAAAUGGCAGUGAAGGCGUCUAUUUGAGAUAUCUUCUUUUUCAGUGUGUCUGCUAUGGAGCCCCACGUCUGAGUAGGCUUUGUGUAUUGACGAUUAUCAAAUGGUACAUGGAUUAUUAUGGAUUUGUAAGGCAAUCACUUUGGGCCACUCUCCUUGAGAAGGCAAUGAUAAAGUCCAAAGUAGGUAGGAUCGUAAUUAUAUUUAAAUUUCUAAAAAACCAUAGGCAAAUGAAAAAUAGUAAGCUGCACUGAGAGGUAGGGAUGUUGGGUUUUAUCUCUGUAUUAACCACUUUGAAGAAUCCUUUCCUUUGUAUGAUACUAAGUUGCUUUUUCCCGCUUUCGCUUGGCUGGUGCACGACACCAUAAAAUAGAAGGGGGUUCUUUCGUUUCACCUCCCCACGUUGAAGAGGAUGUGAAGAUGACUUCUCAUGCGGGAUUUGGCCAGCAUCCCCCGAGCAGUGUCCCAGGAGGGCUGUGGGUUGGCAGGAUGACAGGAACCCCACAAAGCCAACUUCUGCCUGGACUUUGGCCUGGGGAGCCAGUGGGAGCCAGCAGAACGGUCUGCCUUCCCACAUGCCGCAGCGCCCUGCUGCCCUGGCACGGGUCUGCCGAGACCGAGGGCAAGGGGAGGGCCCUGGCCUCAGCCCCGCCCAGCGAGCCCGGCUGUUUGCAUCCCCCCUGCCCAUGUGCAUCGUUCUUGGUGUCGCCUGUUCUUUUUUCUUUGUUUUCUUAAAAGGACCCAUUUCAUGCAGCAAAGUGGAAAGGAAUCAAUUACCAAUGUACUAUUUUGAAAACCUUACAAUAAAAACCAUGAAAUGUUA